AUGCAGCAGCUGUACUGCGACACAUGCUCAAAGUUCUUGGCCGAUCGCCUUGUGGAGGGUACUUGUCCACGCAAAGGUGUGGCUGUUACUCUGCAAGAGGAGAUCAAUGUGAUAAGUGCCAAAGUAUCUGCUUUCUACGUCUGGUUUGAUGCUCCAACCAGAUAUGCUUCAAUCACAGCUUGCUACACUCCAGACAGGAAGAAGUGGUGGAAGAAUCUAGAAAACAUUGAGUUGUAUCAGUUCAUGAGGAAGGAUAAUGUCCCCUUUCACACGCCUGCGCUGGUCGUCCGCAUAGUUUGUGUUCUAUUGAUGGAAUGA
This is a messenger RNA of Linum tenue, 318 nucleotides long. Lineage: Eukaryota; Viridiplantae; Streptophyta; Magnoliopsida; Malpighiales; Linaceae. The record is from the annotation of a GenBank genome assembly.